Molecule: messenger RNA, 270 nt
Organism: Cooperia oncophora
Lineage: Eukaryota; Metazoa; Nematoda; Chromadorea; Rhabditida; Trichostrongylidae
Source: the annotation of a GenBank genome assembly
AUGAACCUGUACACGCUAGGCGAAGGUCUUUUCGGUACACAUGUCACUUGGGAGGACAUUGAAGAAGACAUGCAACGUGAGCUGAACACCGAGGCUUCGUUCGGCCCAAAUAAAUCCGUCAAGGAUAUUGGAGAGGGCAACGGUUUCAUGUCAAAGAUUCUGCUCAUCGAUCCUGAUUGGCAGGGAAAGGACAAGGAGCUCCCAGAGAAGUUCGUUGCAAAAGUGAGUUCGCUUGUUUUGAAAUGUGGUCAGGCCUCACAGGCUGACUAA